AUGCUCACACUGCGGCUGACCAUCUCCGCUCCCCGAGCAGUGUCAUUAGCGACAGCCUCACCAUGCAUUUCCACCACACGAGCCUUCUGGACCCUCACAGCGAGACAUGAAGAAGCAGAGCCAUCGACCAUCAUCAGUAGCAGCAAGAAGCGUGAACGGUCCCGCGAUCCUCAGGCCGGCCUCGCGACACCCGCCCCAGACGAAGCCCGCGAUAAGAAGAGCGCCUCACCUUUCUACUUCUCCGCAGGCUACGCAGGAUGGGCGAAACGCCCCUCACGACCCUUCCCGCCUCCAUUCUUCUCUCCGCCCAGCGGCUCCUUCUCCGAUCCCCUGUCGACACACCACCGAUCGAUCGAUCGCCGACCGAAGGUAGACGGACAGAUGAUUCGUGGUGUUACCAACGGCGACGAUGCGAUCCUGGUCAGUGAUAGUCUCAUCUGCGCCAACGAUGGGGUGGGACAGUGGGCGCAGCGAGAAAGAGGACAUGCGCCGCUCUGGAGCAGGCUGAUAGCGCAUUUUUGGGCCUUGGCUGCUGAGCGAGAUCUGUACGGACAAGUACAUGAAGAGGGAGAAGGUGGAAAGGGCAAAGGCGAGCCAGAUAUGAUCAGAUACCUCGCAGAAGCCUAUGAGAGGGCCAAAGAGGCGCUGAGUGAGCCGAACGAGUGGCACGGGACGACAACCGCGAGCGCAGCACUUCUCCACUGGAUCGAUGGACCGGAAGGGCAACAUCCAAUGCUAUACGUAACACAGCUGGGCGACUGUAAGAUACUCGUCGUAAGACCGAAGAAAGACACCGAAGGAGAAGGCGAUGUCAUCUUCGCCAGCCAAGAGCAAUACCACUACUUUGACUGCCCUCGCCAACUUGGCACGAAUUCGCCUGACACACCCGAAGAAAACGGCGUUUUAGACCGCGUAGAGCUGUUUGAGGACGACCUGGUCCUAGCCAUGAGCGACGGUGUCACGGAUAAUCUGUGGCAAGAGGAGAUUGCGGACUAUGCCGUAGCAGGAUUGAAGAGCUACAAAGAGAAGCACAGCGAUGAUGAUGGAGCUGAGGCGAUGAAGUAUGUCGCGCAAGAAAUUGUGCUCAAUGCAAGGAAGAUUGCGGAAGAUCCAUUUGCGGCGAGUCCGUUCAUGGAAAAGGCCGUGGAGGAGGGACUGGCAAUUGAAGGUGGCAAGAUUGACGAUAUUAGUGUGGUCGUGGCCAUGUGUAAGAGGAGGGAUGGGCAGGGAUGA
This is a messenger RNA of Fulvia fulva, 1233 nucleotides long. RefSeq names its product putative protein phosphatase 2C 80. The transcript has a single exon. Lineage: Eukaryota; Fungi; Ascomycota; Dothideomycetes; Mycosphaerellales; Mycosphaerellaceae. The record is from RefSeq and is a predicted model, not a curated record. The coding region runs from base 1 to 1233 and encodes 410 amino acids.